CACACAAAAGAAAACCAAAAUGAUGCUCUGCAAGCUCCCAUUAGCUCUAUGUUUUCUCAUAAGCACAGCCCUAACCAUUCUCUCUUACGCCCAAGACACACACCAAGACUAUCUGAAUAUUCAAAACCAGGCUCGAGCAGAUGUUGGUGUUGAACCCUUGACUUGGGACGACAAGGUAGCAGCCUAUGCACAGAACUAUGCAAACCAACGUAUUAUCGACUGCAAUCUCGUGCACUCUGAGGGUCCCUACGGCGAGAACCUGGCAUGGGGCGGCGGGGACCUUUCAGCCAUAGAUGCUGCAAAGAUGUGGGUUGAUGAAAAGCCUUAUUAUGAUUAUGAUUCCAAUUCUUGUGCUCCAGGCCAAGUGUGUGGCCACUAUACUCAGGUGGUUUGGAAAAACUCAACUCGUGUAGGGUGUGCUAAGGUGACCUGCAACAGUGGAGGGACGUUCAUUGGUUGCAACUAUGACCCUCCUGGUAACUAUAUUGGGGAGCGGCCUUAUUAGAUAUGGUUGAUGAAGCAAUCUAAGAUUUGUACUUAGUAUGUCUUGUGAGAAUUAAAUAAUAAAUAAUUAAUGAUAUGUAUCGGCAUAAAAUAUUAGAAC
This is a messenger RNA of Manihot esculenta (cassava), 604 nucleotides long. Its product is annotated as pathogenesis-related protein 1C. NCBI's taxonomy places the organism in Eukaryota, Viridiplantae, Streptophyta, Magnoliopsida, Malpighiales, Euphorbiaceae. The transcript has a single exon. Bases 20 to 505 code for a protein of 161 amino acids. Gene Ontology annotation, cellular component: extracellular region. The record is from RefSeq and is a predicted model, not a curated record.